AUGACAGGAUUUGGCUCUUCAUGUGGGGCGUGCAAGUUCCUAAGAAGAAAAUGCUCGAGCGAGUGCAUUUUCGCUCCUUAUUUCUGCUACGACGAGGCCCCGAGCCAUUUUGCCGCGGUGCACAAAGUGUUUGGAGCGAGCAAUGUCUCCAAGCUAUUGCUACACUUGCCGGUGCAUAACAGAAGUGAUGCUGCUACAACUAUUUCCUAUGAAGCACUUGCUCGGAUGAGAGAUCCUAUAUAUGGUUGUGUUGCUCACAUCUUUACUCUCCAACAACAGAUUGCAUGCUUGCAAGAGGAGAUAGAGAUUCUUGGGAACCAAAUUGCUAAUAAUCUCACAGCUGGUAUUGCAAGCUGUGGAAGUUCUGAAGCAACGAACAAUAACAACUCCUCAAAUGUUAAUGAAACUCAAAUUUUUCCGCAAAAUGAUGCGAUGAACUCGCAGUAUUAUCAGAAUCAACAGGAAAUUCUGCUCUCCCAGAUAGGGAAUUCAACUGAAAAUAACAAUAACCAAUCAGGAUUUGAUGGCCAUAAUAUGGGUGUUCACUUUCCACCUUUCUAUGGUUGGGGAGAAGAGAAUGUACCUUGUCACACUUUCUCAGAUCCUUUAAGGAAACUUUUUGAGGGAACAGAGCAAGAGAAGUUUGGAAAUAGCCCAUGGUUGGAUGACAUUCCCAAUAUGGGAAACUGUAUAGGUCCAAUAUGGGAUUGA
Molecule: messenger RNA, 711 nt
Organism: Morus notabilis
Lineage: Eukaryota; Viridiplantae; Streptophyta; Magnoliopsida; Rosales; Moraceae
Product: LOB domain-containing protein 33
Exons: 2
Coding region: 1-711 (236 amino acids)
Biological process (GO): hormone-mediated signaling pathway; positive regulation of DNA-templated transcription
Cellular component (GO): nucleus
Source: RefSeq, a predicted model, not a curated record